AUGACGCCCGAAAAAAUCAGUUCCUUUCUCAAUAAAUGCACCAAGACGAAAGCUUUCCGACUUGGGCUUUCACUCCAUGCUGCUAUAAUCAAGACGGGAAAUCAAUCAGACAUUUUUAUGGGCAAUCAUGUUCUGAAUUUUUAUGCAAAAUGCGGGCCAAUUAAUAGUGCCUGCAAGAUGUUUGAUGAAAUGCCUCACAGAAAUCUGGUCACAUGGUCUGCUAUGAUAUCGGGAUAUGAUCAGUCGAACAAGCCGGAUUCAGCACUCAUACUUUUCGGAAGAAUGCAGAAACAUUUUAAGCCAAAUGAAUUUGUUUUUGCUAGCGCUUUCAGUUCUUGCUCGAGUCUGAAGGACUUGGGCCUCGGGCGGCAAAUUCAUGCUCAAGCAUUGAAGACGAGUUACGUUUCGGUUGAUUUUGUCCUUAAUUCACUAAUCUUGAUGCAGAUUAAAUGCGGCAUGCUCAGUGAUGCCUUGUCUGCUUUAACUCUUUGUAAGCCUGAAUCAUUGAGUUUGGUUUCUUAUAAUAUUGCAAUUACUGGGCUGGUGGAGAAUGACCAGCACGCGAAAGGGAUUGAGAUUUUCGUACUUAUGUGUCGACGGGGUCUGGUUCCUGACCAAUUUACAUUCGGGGGCCUAUUCGGUGAUGGCGGGCCCGCAUUUGAUUUUUCAGUAGUUACACAACUGCACUGUCAAAUGGCAAAGCUCGGGCUCGACCGCUGUGCCUUUUCUGGAAACGUUUUGAUAAAACUGUACUCAAAAUUUAAUUUACUAAAGGAAUCAGAGAACGCAUUCAGGUCGAUAGAAAAACGGGAUGCCAUCUCUUGGAACACAGCUAUUACGGCUUUUUGUCAAUUUGACGAACACUCAAAGGCUUUACAUGUUUUUAAAGAGAUGGUCAUGGAGAAUAGUGUGAGCCCAGAUAAAUUCACUUUUGCCAGUGUACUUUCGGCAUCUGCAAGCCUGGCUUCCUUGAGAAACGGGAAGGAGAUUCAUGCUCGUUUAAUCCGGACAAGGCCCGAUUAUGACAUCGUCGUCCAAAACGGGCUUAUCAACAUGUACGCCAAAAGUGGGUCCCUUAGUUCCGCAAACGCCAUUUUCGAGCGAAUGGGGGCCCGUAAUCUCGUCUCGUGGAACACCAUCAUUUUUGCGUAUGCGAAUCACGGGCUUGCAGAGAAUGCAAUCGAGCUUUUCCGGAAGAUGACUAAAAUCAUGCUGCCAGAUUCUGUCACGUUUAUCGGGCUUCUCACAGCCUGCAAUCAUUCGGGCCUUGUGGACGUGGGCCGGUCAGUCUUCGACACAAUGAACAAAGUUUACGGCAUAAAUCCUACAGUCGAGCAUUUGUGCUGCCUUGUAGAUUUACUAGGACGGGCUGGGAGUGUUAGCGAGGCCCGGAAAUACAUGCAUAAGUAUUGUAAAAGUGACGAUGCUGUUGUUUUGGGAUCCUUACUUUCUGCAUGCCGACUGCAUGGAGGGCUCAUUGAUGGCGAGCAUAUUGCUGAAAGACUUUUGGAGCUUGGCCCAGUUACGACUUCGCCUUAUGCGCUGUUAUCGAAUCUUUAUGCAUCGAGCGAGAAGUGGGAUUGCGUGUUUGGGGCAAGAAAAAUGUUGCGGUUUAGCGGGUUGAAAAAGGAGGCUGGUUACAGUGUUGUUGAAGUUAAGGGUUCGGUGGAGAAGUUUACCGUUGGGGAUUUCUUCGCAUUCGAGAAUGGAUGA
Striga asiatica is the source of this 1713-nucleotide messenger RNA. Lineage: Eukaryota; Viridiplantae; Streptophyta; Magnoliopsida; Lamiales; Orobanchaceae. The record is from the annotation of a GenBank genome assembly.